Molecule: messenger RNA, 1626 nt
Organism: Sesamum indicum (sesame)
Lineage: Eukaryota; Viridiplantae; Streptophyta; Magnoliopsida; Lamiales; Pedaliaceae
Product: histidine decarboxylase
Biological process (GO): carboxylic acid metabolic process
Molecular function (GO): carboxy-lyase activity; pyridoxal phosphate binding
Source: RefSeq, a predicted model, not a curated record
AUAGCGGAUGGGUCUCUAAGUAGCACUCACUCAUCAACAAACAGCUCACUUCCUCUAUUGGCUUGUUGUCUGCAGACUUCUGGAGUUUGUCUGAAUUAUGGGACCCUACGUUCCUGUGAAUAAGUUCAGCACAAAUGGACGAGAGCCGUCUGAUUACGAUAAUCAAGCCAUGAUGAUUCCUGAUCAGAUUGAUGAUAUGGGAGAAAAGAGAAUCCUGGUGGAACAGGAUUUUGCUGUGGUGGAGGUGGAGCCAAAAGAUGAAGAGUCAUGUGCUGCAGAGAGACUUCAUCACUUGACCAAAAUAGUGACACAAUUUCAAGACCAUCUCCGAGAAAGAGCCUCCAAUCACUUAGGUUAUCCCGGAAAUCAUAAUUGCAGCCAUUAUCUGGCUUUAUCGACGCUUUUACAGUUCAACAUAAACAACGCUGGCGAUCCGUUCAAGGAGAGCGACCAUGGUCUGCACUCGAAAAAGUUUGAGGUAGGCGUUUUAGAUUGGUUUGCUCAAUUAUGGGGAAUCGACAAGGACGAAUACUGGGGCUAUGUCACCAAUGGUGGCACUGAAGGCAAUCUUCAUGGCAUUCUUAUGGGUCGGGAAUUACUGCCAAAUGGAAUUUUGUACACGUCCCAAGAAUCACACUAUUCUAUGUUCAAGAUUGCAAGAAUGUAUAGAAUGGAUUGUGGGACAAUAGCAAGCUUAGCAACUGGGGAAAUGGAUUGUAAUGACCUUCGAGACAAACUGCUUAUCAACAAGGAUAGACCAGCUAUCAUCAAUGUCACUAUUGGGACUACUUUUAAAGGAGCUGUGGACAAUCUUGAUCUAGUUGUACAGACUCUGAUAGAUUGUGGGUUCUCGGACAAUCAAUUUUACAUUCAUUGUGAUGCUGCAAUAUCUGGUUUCGUUGUCCCUUUCCUUAAACAGGUGCAGAAAUUUACGUUCAAGAAGCCUAUUGGAAGUGUGAGUAUCUCGGGCCACAAGUUUUUAGGUUGCCCUAUGCCAUGUGGUGUGCUGAUAACAAGGAGAAGAUACAUUGACCUCAUCUCAAGAAACAUAGAGUACAUCGCCAGUUUUGAUACGACAAUUGCUGGUAGCCGAAACGGGCAUUCACCGGUUUUCAUGUGGUACGUGUUAAACCUGAAAGGUUGGAGAGGACUUGAACAGGAUGUCCAAAAAUGUCUGAGAAAUGCUCGGUACUUGAGACAUCGCCUUAAGAAGGCAGGAAUAAGUUCGAUGCUGAAUGAGAUGAGCAUCACUGUUGUUUUUGAGCGGCCCCCGGACAAUGAAUUCGUUCGUCACUGGCAACUACAGUGUCUGGAAAACAUGGCACAUGUCGUUGUAAUGCCCCAUGUCACUGUUGAAAUGUUGGAACGCUUCCUCUCUGAUCUAAUUCGGAAACGGAAUACCUGGUAUGGGAAAGUACAACCUCCUUGUCUUGCUGAGGAUAUAGGAAUUUGCAAUUGUGCUUGUCCAGUUCAUGCAUGUAAGUGCAAGAAUUGAAGGAUAAGUUGAGGUUAUUUGUCAUAUGCUUCUAUGUAUUAUGGUCGACUUCAAUAACACAUGUUUUACAAAUACUUUUUGCAUCUAUUAAUUAGUGGGCAAUGAAAUGGGUACAAAAAUAUCAAACUUGA